Molecule: messenger RNA, 3178 nt
Organism: Anopheles funestus (African malaria mosquito)
Lineage: Eukaryota; Metazoa; Arthropoda; Insecta; Diptera; Culicidae
Product: proton-associated sugar transporter A-like
Exons: 6
Coding region: 565-2232 (555 amino acids)
Biological process (GO): transmembrane transport
Cellular component (GO): membrane
Molecular function (GO): sucrose:proton symporter activity
Source: RefSeq, a predicted model, not a curated record
AUAAAAACACGAUCGCGACCGGCGACACGGUUUAGUUGCGUUCACGUUGUCGUGUCUCACUGAAGCAGUUUUUAGGCAAAGUUUUAAUUCGCUGCAUUCGUGUGACGAAAAGAACGCCCAUUCGUCCGUUCAGAAUCGGGCUCUAACGUCAUAGAGCCGUUUGUGAAUGUUUUGCUUGUGAAGCUGUCGUGUGGAAUGUGUGGAGGAAUACCUUUUCUUCAGGAUCGACGCGUUUUCAACACGAAAAGGUUGUGAGUGUGCCGUUAGCUAUAUCGCGAUCGUUGCAAGAGUUCAAUUCAAAGCCAAAGUGCAAGAUGUAUUCCACCGUGUCGGUAUUCUCCGGUAAUGGGUGACGGUUUGCCAUCUGUACAGCUCUGAAGUAAAUACCCCAAAUAGUGCUCCAAAAGUGUAAUAAUAGAGUGAUAAAAAAAAGAAAAAAUCUGUUGGAAUUAUACUAUCAUCAGCGCAUCUUUUGAACAAGCUUGGACAAGCUUUAUUAGUGAUAGUAAUCCAGCUGAUUUGCCCAUUUCCACAAUUGUGCACCGUGAUUGUGCUACUUACGCAAUGGCGGACACGAUGGAGCAGCCCAAAACGGAAGUCGCGGUGUACGCGAAUGGCAACUCCGUACCAAGCGACAAGGAGAUAAUGGACAGCAUGUUGCAAGUGCGCUUUCUGCAUGCCAAAAAGCAAGAUCGCGAUUAUUCACAUUUGUUCAGAAAGAAGUCGCGAUUGCAACUGAUACGACUGUCUAUGGUGAUCGUCGGUAUCGAGUUCUUGUAUGCAGCCGAGACGGCCUUCGUUACACCGAUCCUGCUGGGAAUCGGCCUUUCGCACACGUUCAUGACAAUGAUCUGGGCUUUUUCGCCGGUGCUGGGAUUCUUCUUUGCGCCCAUGAUAGCUUCAUUCAGUGACACGAUACGGUUACAGUGGGGACGACGCCGUCCAGUCCUGUUAGCGUUAGGGCUCGCGAUGAUGACCGGAAUGUGGAUACUGCCCCAUGGUAAAACGAUUGGCGUAUUCUUCGGCGAUCCCGAUGUGCCGGUUGAUCAGAUGGAGGGCUUCAGGUGGUCAAUUCCGGUCACAAUAGUUGGGCUCGUGCUUACGGAUUUCGAUGCAGAAACGAGCAAUGGUAUUGCACGGGCCUAUUUUAUGGACAUGUGUACACCGGAUGAUCAGGCACGAGUACUGACGACGGCUAUGUUCAUCGGUGGACUAGGAGGCACAGCCGGCUACGUGCUGGGUGCAAUCGACUGGAGCCAAACCAAUCUGGACAUCCUCGGCAGCAAUGAAGCGACUGUAUUUCUGUUUGUGUUCAUCGUACUCGGCAUCGGAUUGCUGAUCACAUUAACUAGUUACCGUGAGGUCCCUUUGCCCUUGUUAGAGAGCGAUCGACUGUUGCGACCAAUCAACUCCAACGCAUUCGAAGCGGAGAAGACUCGCCAGUUGGCCGUGUACAGCAUCUCCAAGGACGUUCUGGUUGACCCGGUGAAACCGGAUAAAGAUCCGGCACUGUCUACAGAUGAGGAUGACGACGAUAAGCCACUGAAGUUGCGUGACUUCGUGCGGAACAUUGUCCGAAUGCCGAAAAGCCUUUUCAUAUUGUAUUCGACACAGUUCUUCUCGCAACUCGGCUAUCUCAGCUACUGUCUCUACUUUACCGACUUUGUGGGUGCUGAAGUGUUUGGAGGCGAUGUUUCCGCACCGCCUGGAUCACCGGAAGCGGCACUGUACGAAGAAGGGGUACGGUACGGUUGCUGGGGUAUGGCAGUAUUUGCUGUAUGCAGUGCCUCCUACUCAGCCAUCAUCGAGCAGUUGGUGAAGCGAUUCAGUGCUCGCCCAGUGUACAUGGGAGGAUUGUUGCUGUUCAGCUUGGGCAUGUUGUUUAUGGGACUGUUCAAGGAGAAGUUUAUGAUCUUCAUUGCCUGCCCGACGGUAGGCAUUAUGUAUGCAACGAUGUACUCUCUACCGUACUUACUGGUGUCUCAAUAUCACUCUAAAAAUUCAUUUGAGAUGAAGGAUGGUAAAUGUAUUCCAAACACAACCAAGCGUGGCUUCGGUGCUGACGUUUCCAUGAUGAGUAGCAUGCUUUUCCUCGCACAGCUCAUCAUAUCGCUUGCCAUUGGAAGCAUCAUCGAUGCGGUCGAAUCGAACGUGGUGGUAAUCUUCUCUGCCAGUAUAUUCUCCCUUGUCGCUGCCCUGACAGCCUCACAGAUAGUCUACAUGGGACUGUGAUAGAUAAUACGAUAGAAUUCGGACAGUCGGGAACGUGAAACGUGCACGGGACUAUAAUCAGGACAUGUGAUAUAACAUAUUAUUUAAUCCGACAGUUAAUGUGAUUUGUCUCGCGCAAGCUAAACCUCGUUGCCAUGAAGGUUCGAAAUAAUGAUACAUUGGUGCAAGGCAAUGAUAACAAACAUGCCAAGCUGAUUAAAAAUUGAAUCAUCGGGAAUAAGAAAGGAGUCAUUGUUAAUUGGUGUUAUAGCGAAUGAGAAAUUUCAAUCAAUCUUUUCUACUUAAUGAUUACUAGGUGUUAAUAUAAUAUUCUCCUACUUCUGAUAAAACGAAAGAACGUUGUACAGAAGCUUCAAUUCCGUUCCCCAACAGAUUACUUAACCUAAAACUGCAGCAGAAAGUAAAGUAGUAGGUUGAAAACAAAGAGGCCUGUCUUAAAGUUUGGAGCUACCGGUUUAACGUUAGAAAAGUAUCUGAAGAAGAAAGCCAAUGGUAUCCGAAAGGAUCAAUCAAGGACGGCCGUUUGUAUUUAGUGAUUGACACAGGUUGAAGAAGGUCGCAUAAACAUAAUUCUGGGGAAGUACGGUAUCGAGGUAUGAUUUUAUAAAGAAAUCUACUUUACGGUGAAUGCCAGCGACAAGCAUGACAGCCGGUUAAUUUACAACCUACACGACCUUCGUGGGAAACCAAAUAUCCCUGAGAUGCGACCAACACAAUUUUUACGGGAAAAACCUCAAACGGAGGAUCUUCACAGGUGACAAUUGAACUGAUUGAAAUGUUUAUAUUUAAAUGCUGAUCGAUCUUCACUGCACGGGAAGACAUCAAUGAGGUUUUUGAGAUGACCUCAUGUAUUUCGGAAUAAAAAAAAAGGUUUCGUUCAAUUUUUCUUUAGUUUUAUUCUUCAUCUUUCGUAAGUCUAAUUAUUCUAAUGCAUUUACUUUACUAA